GCGUGACCAGAACGCCCAAGCCCGGCCCUUCCGCGGCGGUUGCGGUCGGUAUAUAAGAUGAGGAGGGCAGGUUCGGUUUCAGCGUCGGCAUCUCGCGCACCGCCCCGCCCUCCCACCAGAUUGCGCAUUCUACGCUGAAGUAGUCAUGGGCCUUUUCCAACUUCUGAUGAAGAAGAAGGAACUUAUCCCUUUAGUGGCAUUUAUAAGCUUUGCGGCGGUCGGAGCCUCAUCCUUCGCUGUGUAUUCCUUGCAGAAAAGCGAUGUGAUCAUUGAUCGGAAAAGAAAUCCGGAACCCUGGGAGUCUGUGGAUCCAACUGUACCUCAAAAGCUUGUGACAAUCAACCAACAGUGGAAGCCCAUUGAAGAGUUGCAAAAGGUGCGCAAGGCAACCAAAUGAGCAGUUGUCGCCUCUUCUUGCAAAGAGUACUCUAUGAAUCUAGUGGAAACAUUUCCGCACAGACUCGAUUAUGGGUGGCAGUGUGCGGAAGUGCUUCUGCUACAUUUUUAGGGUUUGCCUCCAUUUUUUCUGGACUCUGGAUGAAGAAUUAAAGGUAGCGCAGUCCUAACUACAUAGUCCAAACAUAAGUUUUGGUGUUUAUUAUUGUAAAUUUUGAAAUUUGCAUAUUGGAAUUUGUGUGUUUCUGAUGCCAGGAUGUUUUUUUUUCCCUGAAAUGUAUAGAUUUGUACAUGAGAUGCCUAUAAUAAAACAACUUUUGUGCAAGAUUUUGUAAUGGUUACAUGUAUGUAAAUGGCAGAGGAAAUCUUUCUAUGGGAUGAAAAAAAUACAUUAUGAAGCACGAAAUGAAAAUGGUUCCUAGCGCAGGUUUCUGUGUGAGCUUUUCUUGCAAGUUCAUCCAUCCACGGACAUGUACUGAGCAGCCACCCAGUGAAGUCAUGAACAAAGCCACGGUCUGGAGGAAUACAAAACGAAGUCGCUUUCAACAGUAGAAUGUCAUCAUCAAGGAAAUAGCUGAGUGACCAUCAAAAGAACAAAUUAAAAGGUUGCUAAACAUGAUAAGAAACACAACCAGCAAGACCAUCAGGGCCAGGGCUUGGGCUUCAUCUUGCCCUGGCAACACAUGUGUUUCUCCGGGCUAUAAGAGCAGAGUGUGGACACCGGGCAACCUCAUAUCCAAGAGGCACAAGUCCUGCUGCCCGCAGAACGGGGCUGAGCAGGUUGCAAGAGUUACCACAGGAAAUACACUGUCCCUGGCACAGGCGGUAACCAAUGAGCCAGGAGUUGUCCGUGUUGACUCAAUGCAUAGAAAUUUUCGCGGGAAAGAGUUGGAAAAAAAAUUCCAAAAAGGCCGUGGAUUCUGCCUUGGAAAGUGGAAGCCUGUAUAGCUGAAGAUAAAUGCACAGAACUGGCAAUAAAGUGCCUGAUGUACAGGAAGCACUCAUAAAAAUAUCUGCUGAACAGAAAGAAGAAUGGACCUUGUACAAGGUCUCAGAGCAAGUGAGUGACAAACCCAACUUUCAAACCCAAGCCUCUUCUUUCAGGUCACUUGUGCUAAAGGGUAGCCAGCUCCCAGGUGGCUGAUGAACUCAAGCAGUUCCAUGAAAAGGCCAGUGUGACAAGGGACUCCGGCCUUCUGCCAGCGUCUGUGAGUGAAUUAUGCUGGGGACCAGCCCUCCUGCUCUGGCUAAGCCUUUAGAUGACUGUUGCUUGGGGGAUGUUCACUACACCCCCAGGAGGGAUUCUGAGCCAGAACUCAGCUAUGUUAACUCAGUUGACCCACAGAGACUGCAUGAGGAGAUAACUGUUCAUUGCUUUCCCAUGGUUUGAGUGAUGCUUCUCCAGAUGAAGGGUUAAUAGAGGACCUGAGUGUAGAAGACAGAGCUGUGGAGCAGCUGGCCGAAGGAUUGCUUUCCCACUACUUGCCAGAUCUGCAGAGAUCAAAACAAGCCCUCCAGGAACUCAC
Molecule: messenger RNA, 1922 nt
Organism: Ochotona princeps (American pika)
Lineage: Eukaryota; Metazoa; Chordata; Mammalia; Lagomorpha; Ochotonidae
Gene: COXFA4L3
Product: chromosome 6 C15orf48 homolog
Exons: 11
Coding region: 146-397 (83 amino acids)
Source: RefSeq, a predicted model, not a curated record